GGUUCCGAGACAGAGAGAGAGAGAGAGAGAGAGAGAGAGAGUCCUACAACUACAACUAUAAUGACGUCGUCUUCGAGGGAGCUCCGUUCUCCAUCCUCCUCCGUUUCUCUCCCUAAUCUCUCUCUCUCUCUCUCUUAGGGUUAGGGUUUUAAGGUCCAGCUCUGCAACCUCCACGAACGAUGGAGGCGGCGGCUGCAGGGGGGUGGCGGCGCCGACCCUGCGACUACUGCGGCGAGGCCGCGGCGGCGCUCCGCCUCUCCGCCGCCCCCCUCUUCCUGUGCCCUAGCUGCGACCGGGACCCCUCCGCCGCGAAGGUCGCCGUCGACGGCUUCUCCGGGUGCCCCACGGCGCUCGACCUCGCCGCCGCGUGGGGGCUCGACCUCGCGGGCCCCCGCGACCCGCUCUUCCCCGAGCUCGAUUACGCCAUCCUCGCCGUCGAUCCCGCGUUCCGCGACCUCUACGUCCCCUGCGUCGCACCCCCCGAGAUCGCCCCUUCGCCUACUAAGAAGCAUCUUCUGCAGCAGCAGCAGAAGGGGGAGGAGGAGGCGCUGCUCCAGCAGCUGGUGGAGAUGGCGAAGAGGGAGGCGACAUCUUCAGCGGCGACGGAUGGCUCCGUGCCGUCCGAUCUGAGCCCUAGGACGCCGCACCGGACCAGCGGAGGCGGCGUCUGCCACUUUGCGGAGGAGCAGGAGCACUUGCCGUUGCCGUACACCUCCUUGCUCAUGCUCCCACCAUCGGAGCGCACGGAGCUCAGAGGAAGCGAUCGGCUCAUCGAGGAGGAGGAUGAUGGUGAUCUCUUGUGGGAUUGUGCCCCCCCGACCUAUCAUUCCACUCAGAUAUGGGAUUUUAAUUUGGGAAGAUCAAGGGAUCAUAAUGAAUCUUCUGCUCUUGAAAUGGAAUAUGGCAGCAGCAGCGGAACUUUCAUGAUAAAAAAUUAUAAUGAUGUUCUCAAGGAAAGCUCCUUCGCAACUACAAAAUUUUUAGAAGACAUCUAUGAUACAAGGUGUCCAGCAAAUGAGGAUAUCUUGUCAUCUAACAUCUGUCACAUAUCAUCCCAAAAUCUUAUAGUAAAACCCUCAAGCAAAUCAAAGGCCAGUUCAAGCAAUUCCAUGAUCGACGGGGCGACGACCUCUGGAAACCCCAUUUCAGCUAUUCUCAGACCAUUAGCUCCUGAAACUGGUGGUGGUGUGAGACAAAUUUCUUUUGGCGAACAGCCAGUUAUUACAGGUACGCCAAUUCAACCUACUAAGAAGAUCGACAGCGAGUUCCUGGCUCAGAACAGAGGCAAUGCCAUGUUGCGAUACAAAGAGAAAAGGAAAAAUCGCAGGUACGAGAAGCACGUUCGGUAUGAGUCGAGGAAGUUGAGGGCCGACACGAGGAAGCGAGUGAAGGGCCGGUUCGUGAAGUCUGCGGCAGUUGUCGAUGCUGGAAGUGGAGGUUGAAACUGGAAAGAGGCCCUCCGUGAAGUAGUGAACUUCAGACUGUGAAUAUGCGUGCGGCUUGUUUUGCUCACACCAGCGAAGUUAUGCGAUGAAAAGUUCCCUUUUUUGGCCACUGAUGAUAUUUUGUUUGUUGUAAUACGGUUGUCGUUUCCAGGCAUAUUACCACCUACCUGGAAGAAAUAACACAUUAUAUACAGUGAACACGAAUGUAAUGUGAGUUUAAUUUUUACUGCUUUACCUUCUCGUUCAACCUAAUAUCAAUAGCAGUACUUGCAUGAGCAUUCUUUCUGCAA
Messenger RNA from Ananas comosus (pineapple), 1735 nucleotides. RefSeq names its product zinc finger protein CONSTANS-LIKE 15-like. The record is from RefSeq and is a predicted model, not a curated record. NCBI's taxonomy places the organism in Eukaryota, Viridiplantae, Streptophyta, Magnoliopsida, Poales, Bromeliaceae. Bases 180 to 1442 code for a protein of 420 amino acids. The transcript has 4 exons. Gene Ontology annotation, molecular function: protein binding.